ACCAGCCUUGAGUCUGGAAAGCAGGGGAAACUGGAAUCGAGAAAACGAACAGUCCAAAACAGAGAGAGAUGGAGACGAAACUUCGAAGACGAUAUCUGCAUAAACAGUGAUGAGAGAGUGUGUCAUGUUAUAUCCACGUCAUGAUGAAGCGAUGCGCCGAGUAAUUGAAAAGGACAAUCAUUAGUUCGUUACUACACUUUCAUUUCCUUUCUUCAUCAACUUGCUUCGGACGAAACCCUAGCAGCGAUGGAUAACGAUAGAAUACGCGAGAGGGGGAGGCAUCAGAUCGAGCAGAUUCGCCUGCUCGAUCACGAAGAAUUGGAGGUCGAGGAAGGUGAUAACCUGGAAGGCGAUAGGAUGCAGGUAGUAGUGGGUGAUGAUAGAAUACUCGAGAGGGAGAGGCUUCAGAUCGAGCACAUUCGCCAGCUCGACCUCGAAGAAUUGCAGGUUGAGGAAGUGGAUGACCUCCGAGACUCAUCCGAUGAGGACACCAACGGCCGUGCUGGCCGUGCGAGGCCAGCUUCAUCCGAUGAUUUCACCUUCGAUACGUGUAUAACGUGUUUGCAUACAUAUCUGGGUGAGGUUGAGGACACACACCACAGGACUGCUCUCUUGGACGGUGGUGUUCGUUUAAGCCUCCCACUUUUCUAUCUCGAUGGUAGUCAUAUUUGUGUAUCAUGCCAUGCAUUUCGAGUUGUACUCUUUCCGGGGGCUACUCUUCCCCUGAGAGUUAUUCAACCCAAUUAUGUUGCUGCUGUUGAUCGGGCACUGAGCCAAGUUGAUGUUCGUUACACUAUUGGUGUGAUUAGAGUUCAGAGGGAUACUGAAAAUCAUAGGACAAAAUUGGCAAGAAUUGGAACAACUGCAGAGAUUCGACAAUACAGGCGGCUAGAGGAUGGUUCACUGAAUGUGGUUACCCGUGGACAACAGAGAUUUCUGCUAAGACGGUGUUGGUCUGAUGUGGAAGGAGUGCCUUGUGGAGAGAUUCAAAUAAUUGAGGAAGAUCUACCAUCAAGAACUCCCAAAGAUGCUUUGGUAAAAUUAGCUCCAUUAAGCAAUCUACCUCAUAACCGUGGCAUCUCACACAUGGCUUCAAAUUUUUCUUGCACUAAGUUGCAUGGGUCGAAAAAUGUGGAUGAUGAUUCAGAUGGGAGCUUUGAGAGCUUUGAGGAUGGACUAUCACCAAUGGAAAGGAGAAUCCACCAGUCAAUCAUUGGUUCUGGUCAUGAUCAUGAUAUUAUGGAUGAAUCAUCUAGCAGUGAUUAUGAAGAAUGCAGGCAUGAGUCUGAUCAGGAAAUUAGAUGUAGCCUAAAUGAUGACAUGACAAGGUCAUUGCUAUCUGACCGUGGAAAACGAGCUGUAAAUAUAGACUGGAUUGGUGGUAGCUGUUCCACUUCAGGUUCAGGCAAGAAACCCUGCAAAAUGGAAGCUUGUGCAAGCGCCAACUUCUCUCAUGGAAUUCCAAGAGCAUUCUGGCCCCAUUGGGUAUACCGGAUGUUUGACUCCUACUGCCUUGCACAGAGGGCAGCGGAUUUGUGGAGGAAUGUGGUUGGGACGCCAAGCAUGGAUGGUCUUGUGAAGAAGCCUGAUGUUUUAUCAUUUUAUAUUGCCAGUAAAAUACCUGUCUCCGAAUCUACAAGGCAGGAGCUUUUGGAGAUAGAUGGUAUCUCAUAUAGAUUGCGUAGGGAGAUUGAAUUGCUAGAGUGUGUUAAUCUUGUUCGAUGUAGAAACUGCCAGACUAUCAUUGCAAGGCGGAGUGAUAUGUUGGUGAUGUCCAGUGAGGGUCCUCUUGGUGCUUAUGUUAAUCCAGGUGGUUAUGUGCAUGAGAUCAUGACUCUGCACAACGCAAGUGGCUUAGCGCUUAUUGGGCGAGCAACUACGCAGUACAGUUGGUUUCCAGGAUAUGCAUGGACAGUAGCCAACUGUGCUACGUGUGAAAGACAAAUGGGGUGGCUUUUUACAUCAACAAACAGAAAACUGAAACCCAGAUCAUUUUGGGCGAUACGGAGUUGUCAAGUUGCGGAAGAGAUGCGCUAAAACUGUGUUUAAUCUGGAUGCCAGUCAUCUUCAUUCAGUUUGAAGUACUUCCCCAUGUUGAUGGCUUCGUGCAGCCCUUUACGAUGUGUACAAUACUCCUGGAUAUGCAUAUAAUGCUUGCAUUGUAACAGCCUGGCGAGUAAGAGUAACACAUGAAUAUAAUUUAUUUUAGAGACUUGUUCUUACAUUCCAAUUGUAGAAGACGUGAUAUCCUUAUGGAUCUCUUUCGUGUUUAUUAAGCAAUGACACAUUCAUUCUAGUUCCUUGGCAACAAGCAUGGGGUUGUACUUACGGCGUCUUUCAGUUCUGGCAGCUCCGCGUACCAGCUGCUGCUGCAGCAUGAUGUGUUCUCGUAGAUUUGCUGUCUCCUUUGUGAUACGUCUGCGUCUCAGCUAUGGGCUUGGAUUGGGCAUGAAUCAGUCGGAUGGAAUAUCGUAGGGGGGAUUAAUCACCCCAUCGAUCUUCAAUUGGGCAGGAGCAUGAUUACUGUCUACGGAGAUGCACGAGGGGACUUGUUAACCUGACAAUUGAUUUCAUUAUUUCAAAUCUCGUACUAUUUGUUGCAUUUGUCAUUCGCCCAUGAAGUAUAUGAUUACAUAGUGUAGCCUGGUUAUCAUAAAUUAAUAUUAUUGUAUAUAUUUAAAUUAAAUGUGUGUUUGUCGUU
Prosopis cineraria is the source of this 2701-nucleotide messenger RNA. RefSeq lists its product as uncharacterized. The transcript has 10 exons. NCBI's taxonomy places the organism in Eukaryota, Viridiplantae, Streptophyta, Magnoliopsida, Fabales, Fabaceae. Gene Ontology annotation, cellular component: Cul4A-RING E3 ubiquitin ligase complex. Gene Ontology annotation, biological process: protein ubiquitination. The record is from RefSeq and is a predicted model, not a curated record. Bases 247 to 2037 code for a protein of 596 amino acids.